AUGAUUCAUGAUCCAAAUGAUCCAGAAUUUCAAGAAUCAAUGAAAUACUUAGCAUUACCAUCAGAUGAAAAAAUUAAACUACGAUCACAACCAUUUGAUGCUAAAAAAGCAUGUUGGGUACCCGAUCCAAAAGAAUCAUUUAUUGCUGCUGAAAUUGAAAGUGUUAAAGAUGAUCAAGUCACAGUAAAAACUAGUAAAGGAGAAGUUAAAACACUUAAAAAAGAUGAUGUUCAACAAAUGAAUCCACCAAAAUAUAGUUGUUCAGAUGAUAUGGCUGAUUUAACCUAUUUAAAUGAUGCUUCAGUUUUAGCAAAUUUACGUGAUCGCUAUUCACGAUGGUUGAUUUAUACUUAUUCAGGUUUAUUUUGUGUUGUAAUUAAUCCAUAUAAACGUUUACCAAUUUAUACAAUGAAAGUUGUACUUGCUUAUCGUGGUAGAAAACGUACAGAAGUUGCACCACAUCUGUAUGCUAUAUCCGAUAAUGCAUAUUCAAAUAUGCUUCGUGAUCGUGAAAAUCAAUCGAUGUUGAUUACAGGUGAAUCAGGUGCUGGUAAAACAGAAAAUACAAAAAAAGUUAUCCAAUACUUUGCACUAGUUGCUGCGGCGGGUGCAAAAAAAGAAGAAGGAAAAAAAACUAUGACAUUAGAAGAUCAAAUUGUAUCUGCUAAUCCAGUUUUGGAAGCUUAUGGUAAUGCAAAAACUACUCGAAAUAAUAAUUCUUCUCGAUUUGGUAAAUUUAUUCGAAUACAUUUUGGUAAUACGGGAAAAAUUGCUGGUGCUGAUAUUGAAGUUUAUCUAUUAGAAAAAUCUCGAGUUAUCUUUCAACAACGAGCUGAACGUAACUAUCAUAUAUUCUAUCAACUUUGCUCAAAUGCAUUUCCUGAUUAUCACAAGGAAUGUCUUAUUGAAAAUGAUCCAUCAAAAUAUUUUUAUAUUGCUCAAGGUAUGCUUACAAUUGAUAAUGUUGACGAUGUCGAAGAAAUGCGACUUACUAAUGAAGCAUUUGAUAUUCUGGGUUUUACUCAGGAGGAAAAAAUCAAUUUAUUUAAAUGUACUUCUGCUAUUAUGCAUUUUGGUAAUUCUCAAUGGAAACAACGACCUCGAGAAGAACAAGCAGAAGCUGAUGGUACACAAGAAUGUGAAAAAGUCGCACAUUUACUUGGUGUUGAAGCGGCUGAUCUUAUUAAAGGAUUACUAAAACCUCGAAUAAAAGUUGGUAAUGAUUAUGUUAAUAAAGGUCAGACUAAAGAUCAAGUUGUUAAUUCAAUUGGUGCUUUAUCAAAAUCAAUCUAUUAUCGUAUAUUUUCUUGGCUAGUUGAACGUGUCAAUGUAACACUUGAUAUUAAAGCUAAACGACAGUAUUUUAUUGGUGUACUUGAUAUAGCUGGUUUUGAAAUAUUUGAAUUUAAUGGUUUUGAACAAUUAUGUAUAAAUUAUACUAAUGAACGUCUUCAACAAUUCUUCAAUCAUCAUAUGUUCGUAUUAGAACAAGAAGAAUAUAAAAAAGAAGGCAUACAAUGGGUAUUUAUUGAUUUUGGAAUGGAUUUGCAAGCUUGUAUUGAUCUUAUCGAAAAGCCUAUGGGAAUUCUUUCAAUUCUUGAAGAAGAAUGUAUUGUACCAAAAGCUACAGAUAAGACAUUUGUUGAAAAACUUUAUAAUAAUCAUUUGGGUAAACAUCCACAAUUUGGUAAACCUAAACCAGUUAAAGGUAAACCAGAAGCACAUUUUGAUGUUCAUCAUUAUGCCGGUACUGUAUCUUAUACGGCAACAUCAUGGUUAGAAAAAAAUAAAGAUCCAAUUAAUACAACUGUUGCUGGACUUUUUGCUAAAUCGAGAAAUGUUCUUUUAAGUCAUUUAUUUGCUGAUGCUGUUGAAGAAGAAGGUAAUAGUGGAAAAGGAGGUGGUGGAAAAAAGAAAGGAGGUGGUAGCAUGCAAACAAUAUCUGCUACACAUCGUGAACAAUUACAUAAAUUAAUGAAUACUUUAAAACAAACUCAUCCUCAUUUUGUUCGUUGUAUUAUUCCGAAUGAAAUCAAGACUGGUGGUGUACUCGAUUCACAUUUAGUUAUGCAUCAAUUAACAUGUAAUGGUGUACUUGAAGGUAUUCGUAUAUGUCGUAAAGGUUUUCCAAAUCGAAUGAUUUAUUCGGAAUUUAAACAACGUUAUUCGAUUUUAUCACCAAGUGCUAUUCCAAAAGGUUUUGUUGAUGCGAACAAAGCAACAGAAGAUAUUCUUAAAAAUAUUGGUUUAAGCGAAGACCUAUACCGUUGUGGUUCAACAAAAGUUUUUUUUAAAGCUGGAACAUUAGGUCAAUUAGAAGAUAUGCGUGAUGAAGCUUUAUCAAAAAUUAUUGCAUAUUUACAAGGACAAAUACGUGGUUUUAUUAUGAGAAAAGAAUAUAAGAAAAUGUUAGAUCAACGUUUAGCUUUAUCUGUUUUACAACGUAAUUGUCGUAAAUAUUUAUCAUUACGUAAUUGGCCAUGGUGGAAAUUAUAUACAAAAGUAAAACCACUUCUAUCAGUUGCACGACAAGAAGAAGAAAUGAAAAAACUUGAAGAAGAAUUUAAAGGAUUGAAAGUAGCUUUAGACAAAGAAGAAAAAUUAAGAAAAGAUAUGGAAGAUAAUAAUGCGAAAUUAGUUCGAGAAAAAAAUGAUUUAUUUCAAAAAUUGGAAUCGGAACGUGCUGGAGCAUCUGAAGCUGAAGAACGUUAUACACGUUUAGUGACACAAAAGGCCGAUCUUGAACAACAAGUCAAAGAUUUGGAAGAUCGUUGUAAUUCAGAAGAAGAAACUAGUCAAGAAUUAAAUAAUAAAAAGAAAAGAUUAGAACAUGAUAUUGAUGGUUUAAAAAAAGAUAUUGAUGAUAUACGUUUAAGUUUACAAAAAUCUGAAAAUGAAUGUAAAACACGUGAUAAUCAAAUACAUACAUUACAAGAUGAAAUUGCACAUCAAGAUGAAACAAUAGCUAAAUUAACACGUGAUCGUAAACGUCUUGAAGAACAAAAUUUCAAGACAACUGAACAGUUACAAAAUGAAGAAGAUAAAGUUAAUCAUUUAAAUAAAAUAAAAACUAAACUUGAACAAACUCUUGAUGAAUUAGAAGAUAGUUUAGAACGUGAAAAGAAGAGUCGUGCUGAUUUAGAUAAAAAUAAACGAAAAUUAGAAAAUGAUUAUAAAUCUUUGCAAGGCAAUUUUGAAGAUGUUGAACGAAUGAAACGUGAAUUAGACGAGAAUAUAAAACGUAAAGAUCAAGAAAUUUUACAAAUGAAUGGACGUUUUGAUAUUGAACAAGGACAAGCAUCAAGUCUUGGAAAAAAACUUAAAGAUGUACAAAGUCGUAUUGAAGAACUUGAAGAAGAACUUGAAAGUGAAAGACAAUUAAGAGCUAAAACUGAAAAACAACGAACUGAUUUAACAAGAGAACUUGAUGAAAUGAAUGAUCGAUUAGAAGAAGCUGGUGGUGCAACAUCAUCACAAGUUGAAAUGAAUAAAAAACGAGAAUCAGAAUUACAAAAACUUCGUCGUGAUUUAGAAGAAGCGAAUCUUCAACAUGAAGCUACAGCUGCACAACUUCGUAAAAAACAUCAAGAUGCUGUUCAUGAAAUGGGUGAACAAAUCGAUCAAUUACAAAAAAUCAAAAAUAAAUUAGAAAAAGAAAGGCAAUCAGUUAGAUCCGAAUUAGAUGAUCUUCGAUCACAAGUUGAACAUGCACAAAAAGGUAAAUUUGCUGCUGAAAAACUUUCCAAACAACUUGAACAACAAUUAAAUGAAUUUCAUAUUAAACUUGAUGAACAUCAGCGACAAGUAACUGAUUUAAAUCAACAAAAAUCAAGAUUAACAAAUGAAAAUUCUGAUUUACUUCGACAACUUGAAGAAGUUGAACAUCAAGUUGCUAUUAUAACUAAAGGUAAAGCAACAGUACAACAACAACUUGAAGAAGCUAAACGAACAAUUGAAGAUACAUUACGUGGUAAAGGUUCAGUUAGUUCACAAAUACGUAAUUUAACUGCAGAUCUUGAGCAAGCUCGUGAACAACUUGAAGAAGAACAAGAAGGUAGAAGUGAAUUUCAGCGACAAGUAAUAAAACUUAAUGCUGAAGUACAACAAUGGAAAGCUCGUUAUGAAUCAGAAGGUAUUUCACGUGGUGAAGAACUCGAAGAAGCUAAACGAAAAUUAGCUACAAAAUUAACUGAAGCUGAAGAACAAGUUGAAGCAGCAUUGAAUAAAUGUAAUGCUUUAGAAAAAGUUAAAUCUCGUCUUCAAGGUGAAGUUGAAGAUCUUAUGGUAGAUGUUGAACGUGCUAAUGCAAAUGCUUCUUCUUUGGAUAAGAAACAAAAACAAUUUGAUAAAUUAAUAAAUGAAUGGAAACAAAAAUGUCAAGAUGUUACUGUUGAACUUGAGGAAUCACAAAAAGAAGCACGUCAAUAUUCAACUGAAGUAUUUAAACUUAAAACUCAAUAUGAAGAAUCUCAUGAACAAAUCGAAGCACUUAGAAAAGAAAAUAAAAAUUUAGCUGAGGAAAUUAAAGAUCUUAUGGAACAAUUAAGUGAUGGUGGAAAGAAUAUACAUGAAAUUGAUAAAGCUCGUAAACGUGCUGAAUUAGAAAAAGAAGAAAUUCAAGCUGCUUUAGAAGAAGCUGAAGCUGCACUUGAACAAGAAGAAGCAAAAGUUGUUCGUACACAAAUGGAAUUAAGUACUGUUCGACAAGAAAUCGAUCGACGAAUACAUGAAAAAGAAGAAGAAUUUGAAAAUACAAGACGUAAUCAUGCACGAGCACUUGAAUCUAUGCAAGCUAGUCUUGAAGCUGAAUCACGUGCAAAAACGGAAGCAUUUAAACAAAAAAAGAAACUUGAAUCAGAUAUUAAUGAACUUGAAGUUGCACUUGAUCAUGCUAAUCGUACAAAUGCUGAUUCACAAAAAGCAUUAAAAAGAAUUCAACAAAAUGUAACAGAUUUACAAACACAACUUGAACUUGAACAACAACAACGUGAUGAAGCUCGUGAAGCAGCUGUUUCUGCUGAACGUCGUGCUAAUAUGAUUACUGGUGAAGUUGAAGAAUUACAUACAGCUUUAGAACAAGCAGAACGUGCUCGAAAAGCAGCUGAAAUAGAAUUACAUGAUAUUGCUGAUCGUAUUAGUGAUUUAAGUUCACAAAAUGCAAAUUUCUCAUCACAAAAACGACAACUUGAAUCAACAGUUGCUGCUAUGCAAGCCGAUUUAGACGAAGCAAUUACUGAAUUAAAGAAUAGUGAAGAACGAAUGAAGAAAGCUGGUGCUGAUGCUACACGUCUUGCUGAAGAAUUACGUCAAGAACAAGAACAUUCUCUUCAUGUUGAACGAUUACGCAAAGGUCUUGAACAACAAGUUAAAGAUCUUCAAGUACGUCUUGAUGAAGCUGAAGGAAAUUCACAUAAAGGUGGAAAGCGUGUUAUGGCUAAAUUAGAACAACGCAUUCAUGAAUUAGAGAAUGAAAAUGAAUUAGAACAACAUCGUCAUCAAGAAACUCUUAAAGAAUUACGUAAAAAUGAUCGUCGUUUGAAAGAAUUAGUAUUUCAAGCAGAAGAAGAUCGAAAAAAUCAAACACGUUUACAAGAUCUUAUUGAAAAAUUACAAACUAAAAUUAAAAUUUAUAAACGUCAAAUUGAAGAAGCUGAGGAAAUUGCUGCAAUUAAUUUAGCUAAAUAUCGUAAAGUUCAAACAGAACUUGAAGAUUCAGCUGAACGAGCUGAUGUUGCUGAAAAUCAACUUGGUAAAUUGCGUGCUAAAAAUCGAUCUUCUGUUAGUCUAAGUCGUGCUUCUCCUGCACGUGACAUACGAGAAUCAACUGUUAAUGCACGAGCAAAUUCAACAAUUCGUGCUGGUUCAGUUCGUCAACGUUAA
Molecule: messenger RNA, 5880 nt
Organism: Adineta steineri
Lineage: Eukaryota; Metazoa; Rotifera; Eurotatoria; Adinetida; Adinetidae
Source: the annotation of a GenBank genome assembly